CACAGUCAAUUUUGGUGAAAUUUCGCAUCUUCCGCAACUUCACACACAACCCACCCACGUCGACCCAUCAACUCGAUCAGUCGCGACAAUGGAUUCCUCUAAGGCCCCCGUCAAGCUCGUCAAGGUCACCCGCGUCCUCGGCCGUACCGGCUCUCGCGGUGGUGUUACCCAGGUCCGCGUCGAGUUCAUGGACGACCAGACCCGCUCCAUCAUCCGUAACGUCAAGGGCCCUGUCCGUGAGGACGACAUCCUUGUCCUUCUCGAGUCCGAGCGUGAGGCCCGCCGUCUCCGUUAAGAAGUUCGAUGUGACGAAAAAGGGAGGAAUGAGAAUUACAGCGCGACCUCGGUUUUGGCCUGUCUCGACGAGGAACGAUUACAUCAUGACUUGCGGCCAGGGAAUUACGGAACAUUCUGGGUUGGGGGUUCGGUAGAACGGCAUUGCCAUGAUUAUUUCCUCCCCAAAAAUCUGCUCGGCGCAGACGUUGCAUUGAUUCUGGACCGCUCCAUUUCGCUGCAAUCGUGUUCUUUCUCGUGAAGGAAAAUGGGUGAUGCACUUGGGACAUUCUUUUGGGGACUCAGGAGGACGGAGGUUUCCAACACAACACCAACUCAGGCGGGCAUGGACUUGAGGAUCUCUACAGGCAACUCUAUCUCGAAUUUUCGAGGCCUCCGAGGUCCUGCUCCAGCGCCAACAGUGGCAGUCGAGAUCCGACUCCGAUCAGCAACAACGCCUUUUCGCGCGCCCAUUAGUCAAGCAAUGCCAUGCCCUCAGGCAAACGUCAGCUCCAGUCCGUCCGCCCGCCAUGCCCUGCAACCGAAGUCCAAUCCUCCGUCCUACCGUGUCCGAAAUGGGCUCCUGUUCCCAGACGGUUGUUGCCUUCCAUGAAGACGGGAGACUUAAGGUACAACGACAGAGGGCCCUCUGAUAUUGCAUCAUGACAAAUGUGGUAGGGUCGUAGAGAUUUGUAGUAGCCAACUGGGACUGCUUGAUCCUUG
Messenger RNA from Neurospora crassa OR74A, 996 nucleotides. Its product is annotated as 40S ribosomal protein S28. Gene Ontology annotation, cellular component: cytosolic small ribosomal subunit; ribosome. Gene Ontology annotation, molecular function: structural constituent of ribosome. Gene Ontology annotation, biological process: translation; maturation of SSU-rRNA; ribosomal small subunit assembly. The transcript is spliced from 3 exons. NCBI's taxonomy places the organism in Eukaryota, Fungi, Ascomycota, Sordariomycetes, Sordariales, Sordariaceae. The record is from RefSeq and is a predicted model, not a curated record. Bases 89 to 295 code for a protein of 68 amino acids.